Pyrgilauda ruficollis (rufous-necked snowfinch) is the source of this 2139-nucleotide messenger RNA. RefSeq names its product amphiregulin (gene AREG). Bases 98 to 748 code for a protein of 216 amino acids. Gene Ontology annotation, biological process: epidermal growth factor receptor signaling pathway; positive regulation of mitotic nuclear division; positive regulation of cell population proliferation. NCBI's taxonomy places the organism in Eukaryota, Metazoa, Chordata, Aves, Passeriformes, Passeridae. The transcript has 6 exons. The record is from RefSeq and is a predicted model, not a curated record.
UCAUGGAGCGCUGCCGCCGGCACCUGUUGUGCUACGGCGACUCCUUUUGCCCCGUUCCCUCUGUGUGUCUGUGUCGCCACCCGCCCCGGUUCGGACGAUGCGGGCCGUGCUGCUGAUGGCCGCUCAGGCCGUGCUGGCAGCGAGCCGUGCGGCCGCCGGGUCCUCGCCCAACGCCACGGAGCCGCAGCGGCACGAGGAGCGGGAGCCCGGGAGCCGUGAGGGCGAGCCCGUGCCGGGUCCUGACUACGAGGAGGAUGAGGAGGAGUACGAGGAGGCGCCGCCCGUCCACCAGUACAUCGUGGACGACUUGAUCCGAGUUGAACCUGUGGUUAAACCCAAGCCAGCAAAGAGGGGGGGAGAGAAGAGUGCUGGCAAAUCAAGAAGGAAGAAAAACAGAGGGAAAAACAAGAAGAAAGGGACUCCCUGUGAAAUGGAAUACAAAAACUUUUGCAUCCAUGGAGAAUGCAUAUACCUAGAACAUCUCCAGAUGGUGACCUGCAAGUGUCAUCAGGAUUUUUUUGGUGAGCGCUGUGGUGAACAGUUCAUGAAGACUCAAAGGAAGAAUGAUGUGGCAGACUACUCAAAGACUGUGCUGGUAGUGGUAGCUGUGCUGCUCUCAAGCGUCAGCUUCAUUACUGUACUUAUCAUUGUGAUAGUGCAGGUCAGGAAAAAGUGUCCUCGGUAUGACGAGAAAGAAGAAAGGAAAAAACUCCGACAAGAAAACAGAAAUGGCCAUGUUGGUGUGUAAAUGGGGAGAAAGCAGAGCAAUUCUGAAGUGGCCAUUGCCAAACUGCGGGGUACCUCUGGCUACCUGACACAUCCACCUGGACACUGUGGGCUGGAGCUGUUGCCACUAAGCCCUGAUUCAUCAAGAGAGAGGCUGCUGCAAGGAGAUGUCAACAGGCCACUUGCUGCUGAAUCACUUGCUGAGGAGACCAGUUAUCACUGCAUCUUGGCACAACGAUGUGGAAGGAGCUGGCUCGUUGGGGGACAGUACCUGUUGUCAACACCUGCUGGAGACUACUGCUACUGAGCCUUCUCUCUCUCUGCUAGAGCUCCAGUCUCAGCUGUUGUGCGGAUGGACUUUAUUCUCUUAGAAAGUCUCCUGUGGCAGCUCUAACUCCAAGGGGGAGAACGUGUUGCUGCUUUCAGGACUGGAUGGAGGGGAGGAAAUUCCCUUCCUUCGCUCUGCAAAAGCGAGAAAGAGGUUGGGAUGGCUUCUCUCCUUAGAUCCCAGUGGAUGAAAAACCUAAUUCUGUUGUCACUGUGCUCCCUGUCCAUAUUGGCUUCCAAGAGCUUCGUCUGUAGAUGGAGCUUGCAGGGCGUUGGUGACAGAUCUUUGUCAGCCACACCUGGCUUCUGUUUCUGUGUGUGUGGAAGUAAUCUGUGGAGUUCUGUGUGACAUAUGGUGAGUGGAGCUAUCCAUUUCUUUGUGUGGAGUUCUGUGGGACAUGUGGUGUGAGUGGAGCUAUCCAUUUCUGUGUGUGGAGUUCUGUGGGACAUGUGGUGUGAGUGGAGCUAUCCAUUUCUGUGUGUGGAGUUCUGUGGGACAUGUGGUGUGAGUGGAGCUAUCCAUUUGCGUGUGUGCUAGCCCGAGUUAAAAUUAGUCUCCUCAGGAUGCUGAGACAGUGGAUGCAAGACCUGAAGCUUUGCAUCUAAAGGCCAAGAUCCGUGCUCCAGCCAACUGAUAAGGCUGGACCCAUCUCUUCUAAACACAAAGCUACUUCUGUUAAACAGACACUUGUUGCUGCUGCUUUAAGCAGUGCUUAAAUAUAAAAGGCUUCCCAUCAGUUUAACUUGACUAAGAACCUGUUCCUUUGAAGAAUUUAAUUCAGGCACUGAUGCUUUGCAGGCAGUGGUCUCUUGUGCUCUGACUUCAGGGGUGAAGGACUCAUCUUACCUCAGUCUCUUCUGACCCAGGUGUCCUUGUUUUCUUAACUGUCCAUGCAGUCUUGAGCAGGGCGUAUUAUUUGAGUUCAGCUUCUUCUUGGAAGAGUGAUUGUGUUCUGUCUAAACAGGGCAGAAUUCUUUUGCUAGCAGAAAAAACCCAUUAAUUGUCAAGUUGUAUCUGUAAAUGUGUAAAUAUUUAUUACUGUAUUUAAUAUUUAAAUUUUCCAUAACAAACUUAUUUAUUUUAUG